This is a messenger RNA of Solanum lycopersicum (tomato), 1353 nucleotides long. NCBI's taxonomy places the organism in Eukaryota, Viridiplantae, Streptophyta, Magnoliopsida, Solanales, Solanaceae. The record is from RefSeq and is a predicted model, not a curated record.
AUGGAGUACCAACAAUUGCUAAUAGCUUUCUGUUUCUAUUCAAUUUUUUCCCAACAAUCUCAGCUUACAUAUGCUGGGACAGCUCGCGAUGAAGCUUUCUAUUUGCUUCAAUUUAGGCAAGGACUCAGAGUUGAUUCAAAUUCAGUGCUCUGUGAAAACAAGGCCCGAACCAAGAAUUUGUCCUGGGAUGUUACAGGAGAUUGUUGUGAAUGGGAUGGUGUUACUUAUCUAUCUAUCAACGAGUUUCGAGGCUCGAUUCCAGAAUCCAUUGGCAACCUCACUGCAAUCACCGAGUUGAGACUUCCAGGUCGGAAGAAGAUUCUUGGAGAUCAUGGCAAUAAUAUAAGCGGAUUUCAAGAGCUACGAAUCCUUGAUUUGUCGUUUAAUUGUUUCACUGGCGCAGCACCCCAUUGGUUAUUCCAUCUUCCAUCCUUGUUUUUGUUAUCUGUUGAAGCCAAUCAAUUAACUGGGAAAUUGCCAAAUGAGCUCAAGAACAGAUCAAGUUCCUCAAGACACUUAAAUGUUUAUCUGUCACACAACAAGCUGCAUGGCAAAAUCCCUGAUUGGAUGUUAUCAUCCAUAAUCAUGGGAACUUUGCCAUCUAAUCUUUUCAAAAGUUUCAGAGGUAUGAUGGAUGUGGAUGAAGAAAAAAUAGGAAUUACACGAGCUAGCAAUAGGACUCACACACGGUACCUUUACCAUGUUAGUUUGAUGAUAAAAGGUAAUGAGUUUGAUAUGAGAAUCACGUCAAUUAUGACGAGUGUUGAUCUAUCAAGCAACAGGUUUGAAGGAGAUAUUCCAAAUUCCAUUGGAAGUCCAUUGUCGAAUUUGACAUUUCUUGAGGUGUUAAACCUUUCGUACAAUCAUCUAGCUGGGUGCAUUCCUAUUGGGAAACAGUUCAAUACAUUUCCAAAUGAUUCAUAUUGUGGAAAUUGUGAUUUAUAUGGAUUUCCACUGUCAAAAGAAUGUGGAAACAAUAAUGAAUCACCACUUGAACAUGAUGAUGAUGAUGAUUCAUUUUUUAUGAGCGGGUUCACAUGGGAAGCUGUUGUAAUAACUUAUGUUGUGAGAUUGCUGGAGAGUUGGACAAGUUUAUCAGCAAUGGAUCCAUCUGUUACAGCACUUUGCCAAAUUUUCAUUGGAAUUUCAGUAAAAGUAUUUGAGUUGGACUUCUCUUAUAUUGGUAUUUUUGGCAAGGGCUCGAUUCCUGAAUCCAUUGGCAACCUCCCUGCAAUCACAGAGUUGACACUUUCAGAUAACAACUUCACCGGAAAUGUUCCCUCAAGUAUCCGAAAGCUGAACAAAAUUAGCUUCAUAUCUCUCUCUUCCAAUAAUUUCAAGGCUCGAUUGUAG